AUGACAAAUAAGGAACGCCGAGAUCGUAAUCGGGAGGCACAGCAGCAGUUCCGUAAGCGCAGGCAAGAAGCCAAUGACCUGCGCUUCCACCGACUGAAGUCUCUUGAAUGGGUCAUAGAGAGAAUGAGCACUGUCGUUGCAGACUUCACGGACCAAUUACUUCAGGACCCUGUCGUACUGCAAUACCCUGAUCUCAUUACAACUAUCCAGGAUGUGAUUAAGGAGGUUCUCGCUUUGGCAAAUGCAGCUGGUGAUCCAGAAGACGCACCCAAAAUCCGUAGGGCUAGGGGCAAAAGUGUUCAGGUGAAGGGCGUUACUGGGGGCAGUAAGCCUAUCUCAGAUCCAUCUCAAAGUCCGAUUGACGCCACUGCGGAUAGUGCGCUUCUUUGCCCAGGGCAUCAAGACGUUAUGCCCGAUCCGACAACUAUCACACAAACCUUCCCCAUGCAAAACCCUCUUGUCGAGUUUGAAGGCAUACCCCUGGAAAUAAUGACACCGGAAUUUUACCCUCAAGCGCCUGACGUAUCACUCACAAUCCCGCAAUCACUGGGCCCUAUCCUAUGGACUACACCAAAGCGCUUUCUACCCAAUUCCUUUAACCAUCGCCUAACUUAUUCAUGCUUCAAUGCCGGUGGUCUUGUCCUCAACAGAUCCGUCGAAUCACCUAUCCCAUGGACCGAAGAGAGUCGUAUGUUUGGCUCAACCUUUCGAUAUCGCCAAAGGGAGGAGAUGAUCAACCGAAUAAAAUGGCUUCUCGGCCCAGGCAAGGACGAGCUACAGGAUCUAGCCCUGCUGCCUUGGGGAGGAAGAUGGUGGGAUCAAGAGUUCUCUAGCGACGAUCUUGCUAGCUGCGCAACAGCUGCAAGCAUGAUUGACUCAUCCGCUCCCCAGUUCCUCAGCGUAUUUGGUGUUGAGAAACAGCUCAAGGCGCUAGGAGCCCGUUCCCUGGAGAAAGAAACCGUGGAGCUAAGCACUAAUAACUUGGCUAUUCUUUCGGGAAAUUGCCGGGAGCCUUUAUGCGUACAGCCAGAAAGCUGGAGUUUUGUCAACCUUUUUCCAUCGAAAACGCCACGACAGAGAUUCACAUCACCUACAAUUCAUGUGAGUGUGAGCUCACUGAUAGCAAACCUUACCAAGAUAGCGGUGUGCUUAAUGAAGGGUCCUGGGUUUCCUAAGCAGGCACUGAAAAGGGCUAUUGAGGAGUCUGUUAUCAUGAGCAGUGACUAUGAGUCAUGGAGUCAUGAUCCCAUACCUUGUGGCGGUCGCGGUAUCCAGUGUGAGUAA
This is a messenger RNA of Fusarium sp. VM40, 1284 nucleotides long. Lineage: Eukaryota; Fungi; Ascomycota; Sordariomycetes; Hypocreales; Nectriaceae. The record is from the annotation of a GenBank genome assembly.